AUGGCCGGGCAUGGCCAGGGCUGCUCCGUGCAAACGCCCAGGCGGGAGAGUCCCUGCCCUGCUGAGCCUACAUGUUCCGGUGUGAAAACAAAGGCUGGGGAGGGAAACACGGGAGAAAAGGGACUUGCCCAGGGCCACCCAACAGCCAGGAGCUGGCUCUGGUCCAUGGUGGUCCCUGUGCCAGCCCGGAGCUCUGACAUUGCUCCUACAGGCAUUUAUCAUGGCAUGAAGACCCUCCCGCUGCCAGGAUGUAAUGCUGAUCAUCUGGAAGAAUGGGGGAAACUAAAGGCUAUAAGAAACUUCCAGCUUUCAUGUGAGCAGGUGAUGUUUCCCGAGACCCCUGCAUCUUCAGUUCAUACUCUGAGGCCAGCUGACAUUAAAACAGUCACUGCAAUAGGAAGUUUGCAAAGAGCUCCGGGUUCUGAUGUACAUCAUGAGGAUUUACUCCAAAGCACAGGAAAGAGCUUCCUCGAAGUGAGCGUGGAAACUUUAGCAGCUCUCAUUAGCAGUUUUAAUCCCUUGGUCCUACACCAGUCUCCUCUGCUUGGCACAAAGGGAGAGACACCAGACAGUCAAGCCAUAGACCUCCUGCAUCAAGCUGAAGAAAUAGUGAAGCUCAUGAAAGAGAAUCAGAUGAUGGACUUCCAAAAUGACUGGAAACUGAUCACAGUUUUUUUUAGUGCUGAAUGUUCUUCCUGUGCCUCCACACAACUGAAGAGCUGCAUAUUGGACACCCUGGAAGAGCUUAGAACUGUCUUGGAUUUUUUGUAUAAAAAGGUUCCCAGGGCCUUUGUAAAUCUAGUGGACUCUAGUGAGCUUACAACCUCAUCUCUUGCAUGCCAAGAUUACAGUAAUGUCAGCAAUCCAGGCAGGAAUCAGUGCAACUGUGUUGGUGAACACCCCCCAUUAGAUGAGAACAUAUUGAGGUGGUCCUAUUACGAUGCUUGGGAAAAACUGCUGGUGUCCAAGAGGUUUGAUCAAAAGGAUGACUUCACUGUCAUUCUUCAGCCUUCUCUCCAAGAAAGAAAUCUGCUGCUUAGACCAGGCAGGGAUGCUUUCAUUACCACUUCAAAGACACAAGUGGAAACUCUGGAAGAAGUUUAUACCAUCAUGGCUUUGGGCCUCUGGAACAACAUGAUGGAGCCAGUUGGGCAGAAGCAACCUUACGGUGUCACAAAAACGUUUCAGGUUCAGUGUCCAUCUCAGGAAAAUCCAUAUUUGUUCACAUACAGAAACAGUAACUACUCAUCCUCCCCGGAGACGUUAAACACCAAAGAAACAUCUCAGGAGAGAACUUACGGAACAAGUAUUCCCUGUUUAGGCCGGGGUCCCUCUGAUACAGCUCCAGUCUCAGUUCAUAAUUUGAGACCAGCAGAUAUUCGGGUGAUUGCUGCCCUGGGAGAUUCUCUCACAGCAGCUAAUGGGGCAGCAUCCAAACCUCAUGAUGUCCUGGAUGUCCUGACUCAAUACCGAGGUCUUUCUUGGAGUGUUGGAGGAAAUGAAAACAUAAGCACGGUCACGACACUAGCAAAUAUUCUUCGUGAGUUCAACCCAUCCUUGAUAGGGUAUUCCACUGGCACUGGAAGGGAGACUACAGAUAACGCUGCACUCAACCAAGCUGUGGCAGGGGAUUGUGCUGAGGAUGUUCCCGUGCAGGUUAGAAGGCUGGUGGACCGCAUGAAGAAUGAUACUAGAAUAAAUUUUCAGACUGACUGGAAGCUCAUAACACUUUUCAUAGGAGGAAAUGACCUGUGCAGAUUCUGCAGGAACCCAGUACGCUAUUCUCCUGAAAACUACACCUACAAUCUACAAGUAUCUUUGGACAUACUUCACAGAGAGGUUCCACGGGCAUUUGUGAACCUGGUGACAGUGCUGUACAUAGCAAGCCUCCGGGAGCUGCACACAUCAAACAAUACAUGCCCGAAGCUGCUCAUGAGGAUCGAAUGCCCUUGUGUUUUAAACCUGGAGGACAACUCCAAUGAGUUCAAGAAGUUGGUCUACUUUAACAGAAGGUAUCAGGAGAGAACGCGCCAGUUAGUGGAGAGUGGAAGGUAUGACACUACAGAUGAUUUCACAGUGGUCACGCAGCCGUUUUCAGUGAAUAUCGAGAUGCCAAAAACACAGGAGGGGUUGCCGGACAGUUCAUUCUUUGCCCCAGACUGUUUCCACUUCAGCCAGAAGACUCAUUCCCAGGCUGCACGUGCUUUGUGGAACAACAUGAUGGAACCCUUAGGGGAGAAGACAAAUAAUCAGCAAAUGGACCGUGAGAUUGUUCUCAAGUGUCCAACUGAGGCUGAGCCAUUCCUGAGGACAUAUAAGAACAGUAAUUACAUAUACCCUAACCAAGCUCCAAAUUAUGGAAGCCAGCUGCUAUGCGAGGACAGGUCUCCAUCCUCCCCUCCUCCAACUUCAGUGCAUUCCCUAAAGCCAGCUGAUGUGAAAAUUAUAGCAGCCCUUGGGGAUUCUUUGACGGCUGGUACAGGAAUUGCCUCAGAUAGUCUCCUGGAUUUGAGCACUGAAUAUCGGGGACUGUCUUGGAGUAUUGGAGGAGAUGCAUCAUUAGAGAACAUGACAACUCUACCUAACAUCUUUCGAGAGUUCAAUGUCACAACUGUGGGCUAUUCGACUGGUACAGGGAGUGCAAAUGAGUCGAAUGCAUUCCUUAACCAGGCAGUUCCUGGAGCGCAGGCUGAGCACUUACCAGCCCAAGCAAGAAAUCUUCUGAGACUAAUGCAAACUGAUCCUAGAAUUGACUUCAGUGCUGACUGGAAGCUGAUAACAGUACAUAUCGGAGGCAACGAUCUGUGCAACUAUUGCAAAGACCCUGAUCACUACUCAGCUGUGAAUUUCACCAGGAGGAUUCAAGAAACUCUUGAUAUUCUGCAUGAGCAGGUUCCGAAAGCUUUAGUGAGUCUGGUUGAAGUGAUGGACCUCCACCCUCUGAGACAGUUGUUUGUGGACACUCAAGUUCAGUGCCCCACUUACAUGGCAGAUUACCUGUGCAGUUGUGUUCUCACAGAAGAAGAAAACUCACAAAAUUUAUCAAUGGUGAAGGAAGCCACCAGAGAUUACCAGCUUGGAAUUCGGAGACUGUUGGAGUCUGGCAGAUACGACACUCAUGAAAAUUUCACAGUGGUCAUCCAGCCUUUCCUCCAAAAUCCCAAGAUUUCUCUUGGUCAGGAUGGGCAUCCAGAUCUCUCCUACUUUGCGCCUGACUGCUUCCAUCCAAGCCAGAAAGGCCAUGCUCAGCUUGCCAAGGCUCUUUGGAAUUCACUGUUACAACCUGUACACCAGAAAGCUGACUCGUUUGAUUUCAUGGCUGACAUUGUCCUUGACUGUCCAACUCAGGACAAACCAUUCCUGGCAACAUACAAGAAUAGCAACUACACACACCUACCUGUGGAGCCCACUGAUGAGCCAAUAGAGAACUGGGGCAGUGACCUGUUGUGUUCCGAACAGGCUUCAUCCAGUCGUGUCCCAGCAUCAGCACAUGAGCUACAACCUGCUGAUAUCAAAGUCAUAGGAGCACUGGGAGAUUCCCUGACUACUGCAAAAGGAGCCAAAGCAUCUGACUCAGACUGGAGGGGACUUUCCUGGAGCAUUGGAGGUGAUGGCACCCUGGAGACACAGACUACUUUACCCAAUAUCCUGAAAAAAUUCAACCCGGACCUCUUUGGCUUUUCCACUGGCAGCUCCAUGAAAACAGCUGGAUUCAACGUCGCACAGAGAGGUGCCACAGCACGCAAUAUGUCAGCCCAAGCACGUGAAUUGGUGGAGCUAAUGAGAAGCAGCUCGAAAAUUAACUUCAAGGAAGACUGGAAGCUGAUCACUGUCCUCGUUGGAGGCAACGACUUAUGCCAGUACUGCCUGGACAAGGAAGCCUUUUCAGUGCAAAAGUAUGUAAAGCACCUUCAGGACACUCUGGAUAUUUUCUACGAGGAGCUCCCAAGGGUCUUUGUCAACAUGGUGGAGAUACUAGAGGUUUCUGGACUGCGUCAGAUUGCAGCAAGCUCUUCAACGUGUGCUUUGAUAACAAAGAACUUUUGCCCAUGUGUCUUAAACCCCGAGGAAAAUUCUUCUGAGCUACAAGAAAUUAAGAGAGUUAACAGAGAUUUUCAGGCUGAAGCCUUGCAGCUGAUCAACAGCGGUCGGUACGAAGAGCGUGAGGACUUUGCAGUUGUCAUGCAGCCGUUUUUCCGAAACACGUUGUUGCCCCUGGAUGCCGACAGCAAGCCAGAUAUGAGUUUCUUUGCUGCAGACUGCCUUCAUUUCAGUGGAAGAGGUUAUGCUGAGAUGGCUAUAGCUCUCUGGAAUAAUAUGCUGGAGCCAGCUGCUGGAAAGCAGACUUACAACAACUUCACCUAUGACAGAUCAAAACUCAAGUGUCCAAGCCCAGAGAAACCCUUUCUAUCCACUCUGAGAAACAGUGGGUUCAGAAGUGCAGACCUCAACUUGGGUAAGAUGGAACCUUCAGUCCCUUACUGGGCUGUCAUUGUGGCUGCAGUAGCUGGAGUCCUGGCGGGUUCUUUACUCAUCUGGAUAGUGCUGAGAAGAAGAGUAAAGAGGUACCAACAUGGGACUGACACAGAAAAGAACACGAAAAUGACGCCCCUGUAAAGCAAGUGGAACAAACAUCUUUCUCUGCUGAGGCUGCUCCCUGGUGUGGUGCAGAAAGCUAUAGAAUAAGAAAACCCCAUUGGAUAUGAAUGAAGCUUCUUGGUUAGCCAGGGAUUUUGAGGCUCAGUAAUCUUGACCAGAAAUGUACUGUAAAGGUAGGCUCCGCACAUCAGUCAAGCGGGGGGUGAAGUUCAAAGUGUUAAAGCUUUUUGUUCUGGGAUGCAACUCUCCGUUUCAUGAAUAUUACUCCGGAUGUCAAUUGCUUGAGCGAAGCAAGAAAACUUGUUCAUGCAUCUCGGCACCUUAAUUGUACAUCUGCUCUUUACAUGUAUAAAACUGUACAUAGAAUACUAGAUACAAGUUCGUGAUUGUGACCUGGUAUUCCCCAGUAGCAAGGUGAGAUGAAAAAGAAAAGUUGCCAUUUCACAUGUUAGAUUCCGGUAGGUGCUAAGGUGAUUCUACACGGGCAAGUACAAUGCCAUGGAAACAUCUUUAAGAUAACUUCUGAGCACCCUGGGCCAUCUAUGUGGUAUCCCUGGGUGGCACAGCUAGAAUAACUGCAUUCUCUCCACUGCCUUGGACUCCAGGCUCUGCCCAUCCGGGACUGCACAUGGAGCUGGGCCAUGCACAUCACUUCUCCUCUGGGGCUGAGGAGCCCAGGGGCAGUCCUGUACCCUCCUGCCCACCACUGUGUGGCAGCUGGUUCCAGCAUGACUCUUCCUGUGAAGAAGGAAUUUCUCUGUAGCACGCAGUAAGGGGUCUAAGCACAAAUGAGGUACCUGAUUGGGAAAUCAGCCUGGCUUAACCCUCCUCAUAGGGCCCGUGGUGUGUUCAGGUCUCCCAGGCUCGACGAUCCGUGGCUGUUCUCCAAAGAAGAAUUUGCAAGGUUCCUUUAGAAAUCCCAGUCAGGAGUUCAGAGAUCUUUCCUGGGAAUUAUCCAGUUCUUGUUUUGUAUUUGCAGGCCAAUUCAUGCAGUCUGCUAGCACAGAAGAUAAUUCCCAGGUUCCAUGUGCUCAUGUUUUCCAACACCUUUCUUAUUUCCUCUGUCAAAUACUUUGCAUUUUGAUUUUAUUGAAGCCAAAGUGUGGUUUGUACUGGUCUAAUUUCUCUGAGGUGUACUACGUUUCCACUCCAGAAAUGUAAAUGAGAAGAAAAUUAAAAUAUUUUGGACAAGAAA
This is a messenger RNA of Pezoporus occidentalis (night parrot), 5794 nucleotides long. It is a transcript of the gene PLB1, whose product is annotated as phospholipase B1. The record is from RefSeq and is a predicted model, not a curated record. Gene Ontology annotation, biological process: phospholipid metabolic process. Lineage: Eukaryota; Metazoa; Chordata; Aves; Psittaciformes; Psittacidae. Bases 1 to 4617 code for a protein of 1538 amino acids. The transcript has 58 exons. Gene Ontology annotation, cellular component: brush border membrane. Gene Ontology annotation, molecular function: retinyl-palmitate esterase activity; A2-type glycerophospholipase activity; phosphatidylcholine lysophospholipase A1 activity.